CUGCCUUGCUCCUCUCUGGCCUCGCCCUCUCUUCUCCUCGGAUUUCGACUUCCUGUAUACCCACAUAUUUGCUCACCUAACACCCGUCCGAACCGCGUUCGCGCAACACAUCACCAUGGCCAACUACCUCGCCUCCAUCUUCGGCACAGAGCAAGACAAGGUCAACUGCUCCUUCUACUACAAGAUCGGCGCGUGCCGGCACGGCGACCGCUGCUCCCGAAAGCACGUCAAGCCCUCAUACUCCCAGACGAUUCUGAUGCCCAACAUGUACCAGAAUCCGGCCUACGACCCCAAGAACAAGAUGAACCCCAGCCAGCUACAAAACCACUUUGAUGCAUUUUACGAGGACGUGUGGUGUGAGAUGUGCAAGUACGGUGAACUAGAGGAAUUGGUGGUUUGCGAUAAUAACAAUGAUCACCUCAUCGGAAACGUCUACGCACGGUUCAAAUACGAAGAAGACGCCCAGGCAGCCUGCGACGCUUUGAAUUCCCGGUGGUACGCGGCACGACCCAUAUACUGUGAAUUAUCGCCGGUGACGGAUUUCCGAGAAGCGUGUUGUCGGUUAAAUAGCGGCGAGGGUUGUGUGCGUGGUGGGUUCUGCAAUUUCAUUCAUCGCAAGGAUCCGAGCAAUGAGUUGGAUCGGGACCUGCGUCUUAGUACGAAGAAGUGGUUGAAGGAGCGUGGUCGGGAUGCGAGAAGUGUCAGCCGCAGUCCUAGUCCGGAGCCGACCCGGAGGAGGUUCUAGGAGGAUGUUGGGGUUUGGGCUUUGUGUUGUGUUGUUUAUAUGCGGCGUUGGGGAGAAUGACUGUCAGUCAGCUGUAUUCUUAUUUAGUUUCGUAUGAUAUCAACUGAUCUGGUUAAUCUGAACUAUGUAAUUUAUAUCAUUGCUUUAGAAUAAG
Molecule: messenger RNA, 899 nt
Organism: Aspergillus ibericus CBS 121593
Lineage: Eukaryota; Fungi; Ascomycota; Eurotiomycetes; Eurotiales; Aspergillaceae
Product: zinc finger CCCH domain-containing RNA-binding protein
Exons: 2
Coding region: 116-745 (209 amino acids)
Biological process (GO): mRNA splicing, via spliceosome
Cellular component (GO): spliceosomal complex; U2AF complex
Molecular function (GO): metal ion binding; pre-mRNA 3'-splice site binding
Source: RefSeq, a predicted model, not a curated record